Messenger RNA from Scaptodrosophila lebanonensis, 2726 nucleotides. Its product is annotated as proton-coupled folate transporter. Gene Ontology annotation, biological process: transmembrane transport. Gene Ontology annotation, cellular component: membrane. The transcript has 5 exons. The coding region runs from base 513 to 2279 and encodes 588 amino acids. The record is from RefSeq and is a predicted model, not a curated record. Gene Ontology annotation, molecular function: transmembrane transporter activity. NCBI's taxonomy places the organism in Eukaryota, Metazoa, Arthropoda, Insecta, Diptera, Drosophilidae.
CAACGUCGCUGGUUUGGCAAAGAUCGCUGGGCAAGAGCUAACGGCACACACACACACACACAGACGUACAUGCACACAAAAAGACACACACACAUACACAAAGAGAAAGAGAGAGAGAGGAAGAGAGACGGACAACAACAACAACAACGGCAACGACAGCGACAACAACUGCAAUAUUUUUGAAGGCAACCUCCUCCUGAGUCUUGCAGUUGGUCAUGUUGUUGUUGUUGUUGCGUUCAAGUUGAAAAACUUUCGCCGCACAUCCUAAGCGCGAGGCUAGGUGAGGCCUAGGCAAAGAAAUUAAUAUCACAAAAAGAAAAAAUAAAACUAAAUAAAAAACGCCAAAAAAAAAAACAAACUCCAACAAAACAAAAUAAAACAAGGAGAAAAACUGACAGCCGAAAAGAAACAGCUACAACAACAACAACAGCAACAACUACUGCUGCUGUUACAGUAGCAGCAACAACAACAAUAACAACAACAACAACGAUAACAACAAGUGCAAUAAAGCAAUGACAGCCACGGAUAGCAGCCCUGAUGGGGAAGUCAAGCACAGAUAUAUACCCAAGCAGCCACCGGCGUUACCAAUGUCCCAAAAGACGGACGGAACGUCGACGCCGACUGCAACUCCGGCGCGCACUUGGCGGGAGAAAUUCCGCAUUGUGUCCAACAACAUCACUGUGGAGCCCAUACUCUUUGCCUACGUAAUGCCCAGCGUGCUGUCCAAUCUGGCCACACAGAACCUUAACCUGGAGAAGGCAUGCCGGGUCAACAUGAAUUACGGAGAUGAGGUUUGUGAUGCGUUGACGCGACGAGAGACCGCAAACUAUACGCUUGAGGAGGAGACUGUGCAGCAAAUGGUGGCACGUAUGGCUGCCUGGAAGACAGUCAUUCAGUCCGCAUUUCCCUGCCUGCUGAUCUUGUUUUGGGGCUCGUGGAGCGAUCGACAUCGUCGACGCAAGCCCUGCAUUCUCAUUCCGAUUGUGGGCGAGUUUCUGGGCGUGGUUGGUCUUAUGCUCUGCGUCUAUUUUGAGCGUACGCCCAUGGAGGUGGCGGCCCUAACGGAGGCGAUCUUUCCAUCGCUCAGUGGCGGUUGGUUCACCAUGCUAAUGGGUGUCUUCAGCUACAUUGCGGACAUAACAACGGAUGAGGAGCGUACGCUACGGAUUGGCAUACUCAACGUAUGUUUCUCGGUGGGCGUGCCAGUGGGCAUGGCCUUUAGCGGAGUGCUACUAAAGAAAAUUGGAUUUUACGGUGUCUUCUCUGUCUCGGCCACAUUCUAUGUAAUAUCCUUUGUAUAUGGAUUGUUCUUUGUACCCGAGCCGGCUGCCAGGCCUGAGAAGACGGCGGAACAGCGCGGCCUAUUGGCCGACUUCUUCGAUAAGGCACAUGUGGCGCAAACAUUCCGCAUGGCCUUCAAACGUGGCGAGAACCAGCGACGCAAGCGCGUUAUCCUGCUCAUGAUUGCCUUGAUGGUCAUCAUCGGACCUCUGCACGGCGAGAUGGCAGUCACGUAUUUGUUUACGCGCUUCCGCUUUAACUGGUCCGAGGUCGAGUUCAGUUUCUUCUCAACCUAUGCGAUGUUCACGGGCCUCAUUGGCGUCAUCUUCUGUGUUGGCAUUCUGUCGCACAAGCUCGGCAUCGAUGAUGCACUGGUGGGUGUGCUUUCCAGCACCUCCAAGAUCCUAUCAUCGUUUGUUUACGCCUUCGCCACCCUGCCCUGGCACAUGUAUCUGGGUGGUCUGGUGGAGAUCUUUAAUGGCACGGCCUUUAUUGCGAUGCGCUCGAUAGCCACGAAGCUGGUCUCCAAGGACGAGCUGGGCAAGGUCAACUCCCUUUUGGGCGUGGCCGAGGCACUAAUGCCCAUGGUCUUUGCUCCCAUGUAUACGACGCUGUAUGCGUCGACAUUGCGGGUCCUGCCGGGCGCCUUCUACCUACUCGGCGGUGGCUUGACCUUGAUCUCAGUGGUCAUAUUCCUCUGGAUGUAUCGAUUCCAAGUGCGGCAGCGUCCACGUCUGACGGGCGUCGAUUCAGAGCAGCCGCCUGUCAAGGACCCGAAUGGUAAUAUAAACGCCAUUGAGACGCUAGCACUGGCCAGCGAGGCCAAGGGUCAGCUGAACGGCAUCAUAACGAAUGUGAUACACGAGUCCUUGGAGCAGGCGACGGCGCCAACGCCAACUCCAGCGUCCAGUAGCGAAGCCCCCAAACCCAAUGGUAUUGAGAAUCGCGCCUUUUUGGAGGAUGAAACGAGCGAAAGGAGGGAGGUUAUCAAACCGUAGGCCUGGGCAUAUGUAUAUCGAUAUCUGAAGGGUAUUGGCAGUCAGUCGAUUAAGCAACAAUAUUCUGAAAAACUGUGCACUCUCUUAACUGACCAGAAGCCGGCUGCUGUAAAUAGUUUCGAAGAUGUCUGUCUAGGAAUUAUAGUAGCAAAGGCAAGGGUUUAUUGGGACACACUAUUUGGCGAUCAAGAGUUAAUUGCUUUAUAAAAAAUAUGUGUUUUUUUUUGAAUCGUUUUUGUAAUUGCGAGUAGUUUGAAUUAUUUAUGGAACAUUAUUUAGUAACAAAAAGCUGAUGGCUAUUAGGCUAAAUAAUUUCGAAAUAUUGCACUGAGUCGUUGAAAAAUUAACAGAACUUUUACUAAUUUUGAAUGACAAAAUGCUGAUGUUUAUUGAAAAAUAAAAAUCAAUUACUAGAAAUUUCAAUGUUCAAAAAAUGUUCGAGAUUAA